Messenger RNA from Cryptococcus wingfieldii CBS 7118, 1575 nucleotides. RefSeq lists its product as hypothetical. Gene Ontology annotation, biological process: regulation of DNA-templated transcription. The transcript is spliced from 3 exons. The coding region runs from base 1 to 1575 and encodes 524 amino acids. Lineage: Eukaryota; Fungi; Basidiomycota; Tremellomycetes; Tremellales; Cryptococcaceae. Gene Ontology annotation, molecular function: DNA-binding transcription factor activity, RNA polymerase II-specific; zinc ion binding. The record is from RefSeq and is a predicted model, not a curated record.
AUGUCUCACAACAGCGGUGUCUUCCCCGGCUUCCCCAGCCCUUCUCCCAUCACCUACACCACCACCACCACCACCACCAACAACAACACCUCCAGUUACGGGAACGCCCCCGGUCUACAGCUGUAUGACAUUAGCUGUGUCUUCCCCGCCUCCUCUACUCCGUCUACCAUCAACUACACCUCCAUCACCAAUGACGACGGCAACGUCCUCGGUCUCCAGCUUUCUGCCCUGACCCCCUUUCCCGCCAGCAGUGGCGACAAGCCCAAGCCCAAGGCGAGGUCUUCCACUCAUGUCACCAACACCAACAACAUCAAAGCGAGGGGCAAGGAGAAGAAGAAGCAUGCCGAGGGCUACAAGCGUAAGAGCAUGUCUUGUGAGCACUGCAGACAGCGACGAAAGCAGGUAAGCAUUCUGGUCUCCAUAUCACCGUCAGAGAGUGAUUCGACUUUGCAGUGCGAUGGAGACAAUUUCAACGCCUGCACCCUCUGUACCUACAAUGGCAUCGAGUGCAAAUACAACGUCGCCAAGGGCAAGCGAGGCUCCCAGAAGGCCUUGAAGAAGCUCGCCGCUAUGGGUCGUGCUCCCUCCGCCGACGGCAUCAUCAUCGCUACUCCCUCAACCCUGUCUCUUGCCUCGUCUUCCAGCACGUCCUCUAUGAGCCCUAUCACCCCGAUCACCCCGGCCAAGUCCACCGUAGAGCUCAGCUCUGGUCACUCUCCUGCCAGCGUCUCUGCCGGCCACACUUCUGGCUUCCCCAACCCCCAGACUUUUAUGCCAUUCGUCCCAACUACCCAGGUCCAGCCUCCUGUCAGCCAGCUCUCUUCUGCUGUCGACUCCAACGGCCUGUUGGCAGGCUGGCAGAUUGCCCAACUGCAACAGGCGCUGCUUGACAGGGUCGAUCGAUGCUUCUCAAACUCUGCUGCUGCCACUGCUGCCAGCGAGUUUGAUCCAUACGAGCCUCCUACUCCCCGCACCACCCCCGUCAAGCCUACCUACGUCCGUCCUACAGACGUCUCCCCCAUCCAGGCUCCCACCUUUUCACUUCUCAACGCCUCGGUGCCGUCUACCCUGCCUGCCAUGGACGUCACUCGACCUCAGCCCCAGCUGCCUGCUUUUGACCCCCAAACUCUCUCUGAGAGUGAGAGGCUUGAAAUGGAAAAGCUCGCCAUGAACGUAGUGUUUGAUAAAGGGUCUUUCUCCGCAGCUCCCGAGGCACCCUGCGAGGCAGCUCCUGUUGCUUCCCUCGCCACUCCAGACACUACCCCAUUGAAGCCUACCGUCGAGAUGUCUGCCGUCAGCAUCAACUUGUCCUACGCCGACUUCUCGGAGCCCCAACCCACCCCUUGGCUCAGCGCACCUCAGAUUCAGGUUGAGGACGAGGCUGUCCCAGAGGAUGAGGAGGAUGUUGACUGGGGGAUGUAUGUCAAUAUGGAGGAGAUGGAGGAGGUAGACGAUGGCGGUUCUUGGGGAGCCCUCGAGUCUCCGUUCAACAACACACCCUUCGGCGACUCUUUCACCCCGAUUGCGGAUGAGGCUGCCGACAACGGUAUGCGGGGACUGUGGAACUGGGAGUAA